AUGGACGAGGAUGCGGCGUCGUCGCUUGAGUCGUACCUCCUUCUUAUUCUAAGCGAUUCCAAUUUGCCAACAGGUGGCUUUAUUGCGUCGGCCGGCUUGGAAUCGUACUAUUCCCAUGGCUUUAUGACACACCAGCAUGCCGACUUUAUCACACCGACCUUGACGUUUGUGGAACACACGCUACUCAACUACAGUACUGCGGUCGUGCCGUACAUGCAAGCGGCCUACCUUCUUACGCAGUCGUACUUGCACAAGCACCAUGAUUUGGAUACCACACUAACCGCUCUUGCCCGCUUGGAUUGGCAUCAUCAUACCCUUCUGCUGAACCAUGUAGCCCGUCGCGCCUCGAUGAUCCAAGGAAUGGCACUACUUUCGCUGUACAUGCGCUCGUUUAGCGAGACAAAUGCCGUGUACGCUGACGCGUCGCAGGCGCUGAUGGAGCAGCUUCGGAAGGGUAUCCGACGUGGCGGCGCACAAUUGCAAGGCGGCGCGCUGUCCCUGUCGCCGCCGGCGCUCGCUGGCCACCUGCCGACUUGUAUAGGAGCGUUCUCAUGCUGCAUUGGAUUGUCGAUGGAGCGCAUGGUGCACCUCAACUUGUUUUUGCAGGCCCGCAAUCUCAUGUCGUGCUCCAUUCGCCUAAAUACAUUGGGGCCGUACAUGUCGCACCAACUCUUAGCGCGUCCCUUGCGUGGAAUGGUCGAGCAGUGCAUGAAGACCACGUCACGACUUGCUGCCGACAAGCUGUAUACGCAAUCGCUACCCCCGAAGGCGCCGACCACCGCUACCACGCCGCAUGCUGCGUGGGACGACUGGGAUUGGGACGAUGAGGAGCCAGACGCAGGCGACAUUGACACGUCAUGA
Messenger RNA from Malassezia pachydermatis, 861 nucleotides. RefSeq names its product urease accessory protein. The record is from RefSeq and is a predicted model, not a curated record. The transcript is spliced from 3 exons. Bases 1 to 861 code for a protein of 286 amino acids. Lineage: Eukaryota; Fungi; Basidiomycota; Malasseziomycetes; Malasseziales; Malasseziaceae. Gene Ontology annotation, molecular function: nickel cation binding.